Colossoma macropomum (tambaqui) is the source of this 729-nucleotide messenger RNA. It is a transcript of the gene six6b, whose product is annotated as SIX homeobox 6b. The coding region runs from base 1 to 729 and encodes 242 amino acids. The record is from RefSeq and is a predicted model, not a curated record. The transcript is spliced from 2 exons. Gene Ontology annotation, molecular function: RNA polymerase II cis-regulatory region sequence-specific DNA binding; DNA-binding transcription factor activity, RNA polymerase II-specific. NCBI's taxonomy places the organism in Eukaryota, Metazoa, Chordata, Actinopteri, Characiformes, Serrasalmidae. Gene Ontology annotation, cellular component: transcription regulator complex; nucleus. Gene Ontology annotation, biological process: regulation of transcription by RNA polymerase II; eye development.
AUGUUUCAGCUGCCAAUCCUGAAUUUCAGUCCCCAGCAGGUAGCGGGGGUAUGCGAGACACUGGAGGAGAGCGGGGACAUCGAGCGCCUCGGCCGCUUCCUCUGGUCGCUGCCCGUCGCGCCCGCAGCCUGCGAGGUGCUCAACCGCAACGAAUCCGUGCUCCGAGCUCGCGCCAUCGUGGCCUUCCACACGGGGAACUUCCGCGAGCUCUACCACAUCCUGGAGAACCACAAGUUCACCAAAGAGUCCCACUCCAAACUGCAGGCGCUUUGGCUGGAGUCGCACUACCAGGAGGCCGAGAAGCUCCGAGGCCGCCCGCUCGGGCCGGUGGACAAAUAUAGGGUGCGCAAGAAGUUUCCGCUGCCCAAAACUAUUUGGGACGGAGAACAAAAGACACACUGCUUCAAAGAAAGGACCAGGCAUUUGCUGCGAGAAUGGUACCUGCAGGACCCUUACCCGAACCCGAGCAAAAAGAGGGAGCUCGCAGAAGCCACGGGACUUACUCCCACCCAAGUGGGCAACUGGUUUAAAAAUCGAAGACAAAGGGACAGAGCGGCGGCCGCUAAAAACAGGUUACAACAACAGGUGCUGUCCAACGGCUCGGUUCCUGGCGAGGAGGGCACCGUGGACCGGCUGGGCGGUGCGUCGAGCCCAGAAGCCAGCCUGUCGAGCAAAGCUGCUGCUUCGGCCAUCUCCAUCACAUCGAGUGACAGCGAAUGUGACAUCUAA